AUGUUGGUACAGAAAUGUUUCAAAGGAAAUGCCACAAAGACACGGUUCUGGUGACUAACAUCCGGACAUGCCAUUAUGGUCAGGAGCAUCUUUUUAUAUCAUAAUAUCAAAGACAGUUUUAAUAGAACAAGACGACCGCGUCAUAAAUCCUACACUGACGUCAAGUCGGUGCAUCGACCGCCGAACGGUUUGUGUGUCAUCCAUAUUUAUGCUGAAUGGGCCUGUUUUUUUUCGCUUUCUUUCUCUCGUUUCCUUUUCUUCCUUUCAUUUUUUUCUCUUCUAUUUGGCGUACAGCUGACCACGCUUUGUGCCUGAAUUUGCAUAUUGAUGUAAACCACCGUCAGCAAUCUACAUUUCGGAGUGAUUAAAUUGUUCGACCGUUCGGCGAUGCGGGCUGCCCAGUGCGGGUUAGGAUAAACAUAAUAAAUUGCCGACAGAUGUGUGGUGCUGAGGGUAGAACUGGUUUUCUAAGCUGCAAAAGACUUUAGCCCAAAAAAGCAGGCACUAAGAGAAUUAGCAAAUUAAAGAUUUGUGGUGGUUGUGUUUUGGUUUUUCGGGUGGCUCGGGUCGAGCUGAUUUCAGAUGCGUAGAAACCAGUUUAGUCGCGUUGAUGUUUGCGGAUCGACGAUCCGUUUGGGGACAAAUUGCUAUCGCGAGGUGUUUCGAUUCCUUCGGGUGACACUAUUUAAUCAUCAGCAUACACACACUUUCUCUUUCUUUUGCGAGCGCGGACAUCCGAUUUCGAUACGGCUGGGCGUUGUAAUUUGAGCUUUUGAUGUUUGAACGAUCAGUUGGUGAGGUUGAUGUUCCGCUACUCGGCAAGAAGAAAAGGCGAGAGAAGAAGAAUCGUAAAAUCUAGAAAUAGAUUCACACGGGUUAAUAAGCAAAACAAGACCAAACAUCGCCUCCUGACGAGAAAGUGUGGGCAGGUUGGUUUGGGCAAUCGACGUUAGCAUUCGUGAUUUGGGUCGUCCGAAACGACAAACCUGUUGGUGGUGCUCUGUUGUGUUGCGUUUUUUUCCUAUAGUAUACCGCGAAAGCUUCCUUGCUGGUUCAAGCGCUCGAUCUAACGGUUCUUGCAGGUUGAUUCGGUAAGUUGCCAAAUGAAUAGUUUAGAAAGCAUCAUUUCGCCGUGUAUGGGUGAGCUGGGCAUUGAGUCGGUAUCGGUAUCGGUUCGGUUGCGUGCUGCUGUGGUCGACAGUCGUGUUUCAGGAACAGAACGAAAAUGAGGCAACUACAGCUGCUCCUGGUCGGGGCGGUACUGCUAUUGAUGAUGGCGAUGCUGCUGACCGUGCACGGUGAACCGAUCAAGUCGAGUCACCACGGUCACGGCCACGGUCACCAUCAUCACCAGCCCCAUCACCAUCACAAGAAGAAGCACAGCGGCCAUCAUCACCAUCACAACAUGGUGUACGGGUUUGGCGAUCCGUUCGAGUCGAACGGUCGGUGGCUGCAGGACGAGAACGAGCAGUGCAACUGUGACGUGAUUGUGCAGAAGAUGAAGAAGCUGCGCGAGAAGGUGCUGACGGUGGUCAGCUCAUUUGAUAAGCUGCUGCAGGUGCAGGUAGAUCUGCGCAACAUUAAGAACAUGCUGAAGAACAUCGACCUGAGCUUGACCACGCUGGGAGGUUACGUUGCGAGCAGUGAGAGCCAGAUCGCUUUCCUCGAACAUCAAACGCAUGCAAUUUCACUUCAGCUAAGCCGAGCAAAGGCCGGUGUGGUGCAGCUGGUGACGAAGGAGAAUCUGGUGGAAGCGCUAGGACCGGUGAAAACGUCCACCGACUCACCGCCUCUGGAGGAGAAGGACGAAAUCGUGUACAGCUCGUGUCAGGAUCGGCGCAUCAUCAAGACGGGCGUGUACAAGGUGUACGUGAACAUCACCAAAAGUAUGUACGUGCUGUGCAGCUUGGACUUUGGCCAGAACGCAUGGACGGUGAUUCAGAAUCGUUUCGAUGGGUCGGAAACGUUCUUCCGGCCGUGGAAGCACUAUAAGCUUGGGUUCGGGUACUUCGGGUACGGCGAGUACUGGCUCGGGCUGGAGAACAUCUACACGAUGAUGUCGGGCCGGGAGUACGAGCUGUUGAUACUGCUGGAAGACUUUGAUGGUAAGUUUGCGUACGCCAAGUACAAGUACUUCCGCAUCGAGGGCGAAAAGGACGACUACAAGCUGGCCAAGCUGCACGGCUACAUUGGCAACGCGGGCAACUCGCUGCAGGAUGCGGAGGGCAUGAAGUUCUCCGCGUACGAUCGGGAUAAUGACAAAUCGCCGACCAACUGUGCGCAGGAGAAUCACGGUGGCUGGUGGUACAGGGCGUGCGGUGACAGCAACUUGAACGGUGCGUACCGGAAGGAGUACUCGCACGAUCUGACCGGAAUGUUCUGGAAGGAGUUCCGCGGGCUCAACUACAGCUUGAAGCGGUCUCGUAUUAUGAUCCGCUACAAGAAGGAGCACCAACACCAUCAUAAACCGCACUAUCAGCAUCACGGCUACCACCGAAUAGACGUGGAGGAUGGUGAGGAAGAGGUGGAUGAGGAGGAAGAGUUCGAGCCCGAUUUUGAGGUCGAGUUCUAGGGCAACGAGUUGGAAUCGUGAAUCAAUUAUUUAUAUUGCUUAUCAUAUUUAUAGCACCGAAAGCUUUCAAGCGCUGCAUCAAUAAAAUUUGUUUCGAUUACACUACUUGAUACAAUGCAA
Anopheles stephensi (Asian malaria mosquito) is the source of this 2692-nucleotide messenger RNA. RefSeq names its product angiopoietin-related protein 1-like. Lineage: Eukaryota; Metazoa; Arthropoda; Insecta; Diptera; Culicidae. Bases 1226 to 2572 code for a protein of 448 amino acids. The transcript is spliced from 3 exons. The record is from RefSeq and is a predicted model, not a curated record.